Molecule: messenger RNA, 714 nt
Organism: Haliotis rubra (blacklip abalone)
Lineage: Eukaryota; Metazoa; Mollusca; Gastropoda; Lepetellida; Haliotidae
Product: helicase-like transcription factor
Exons: 3
Source: RefSeq, a predicted model, not a curated record
GGAGCUCAAGUUCAAAUUCGUGAGACUGGAUGGUAAAAUGUCUGCCUACUGCAGCGCAUGGAAGCUGUCAAGAAGUUCUCUGAUCCCGAGCCUGGGUCGCCCACCAUCUUCCUCAUCUCCCUCCGUGGGAGGCGGGGGCCUCAACCUGACUGCUGCGUCCAGGGUGUUUCUCAUGGAGCCGCACUGGAACCCGGCCACGGAGGAACAGUGUUUCGACAGAUGCCACCGCCUGGGCCAAACCAAAGAUGUCAUCAUCACAAAGUUCAUAUCUGAGGACACGAUUGAGGAUCGUAUGCUGGACCUCCAGGAGAAAAAGAGAAUGCUGAUGCAGCAAUCUUUCAAGAAGAAACGGACGGCCACUGAGAGGAACGAACAGAGGACACGUGAUAUCAGAAACUUGAUGAACAUCUUGUGAUUCACAAAAUAAUGGACACACUGCUGUCUGUUGAAAGACCCGUACACCUUUUGGUUGUACUCUGAAUGGGAAUCUUAUGACGUAUGUGUUACAUUAACACGUAUAGGGAUAUUUAACCACGCCCUGUGGUGAACAGAGUUCACUAACAUUCCCUAGAGGCCCCUGGUGACUUCAUGGACAUAACCUUCUGAAAGAGAAAGCAUGGCGUAUGAAAGAUUCGUUAUUUUGGAAAACACCGGCAUAAAAUAUAACCGAUCGAGGCCACAGGCCGUCGUGUCUUUGCGAGUAUUAAAGAUUUU